UCCCGCCAUUAUUGCGGCCCUCCCACACGCGCGUAUUAUCACGAGCUCCGCGAGGGAGAGCAGAGAGCAUCAUAUAGUCUCCGCCACAAGCAACAAUGGCUGACUGAGCUACAGAAGCAACGAACAGAGGAGGAGGUGGAGGAGGAGGAGGAGGUACCUGUGGUGGAGGGGAGGCGGUGCCAAGAACCGAUGGAGCAGUACGAGGUGGUGGAGCAGAUCGGCCGGGGCGCCUACGGCUCCGCCUACCUCGUCGUCCACAAGGGCGAGCGCAAGAGGUACGUGAUGAAGAAGAUCCGGCUGUCCAAGCAGAACGACAAGUUCCAGCGCACGGCCUACCAGGAGAUGUCUCUGAUGGCGAGCCUCAGCAACCCGUACAUCGUCGAGUACAAGGACGGUUGGGUUGAUGAGGGGACCUCUGCCUGCAUUGUGACAAGUUACUGUGAAGGAGGUGACAUGGCUGAGAAGAUCAAGAAGGCAAGGGGUGUCCUUUUCUCUGAAGAGAGGGUGUGCCGAUGGUUCACACAAUUGCUCUUGGCCCUUGACUAUCUGCACUGCAACCGUGUGCUCCACCGUGACCUCAAGUGUUCAAACAUUUUGUUAACAAAGGAUAAUAACAUCCGGCUUGCUGAUUUUGGGCUAGCAAAAUUGCUCAUGGAGGACCUUGCCUCAACGAUUGUGGGAACCCCAAACUACAUGUGCCCAGAAAUACUAGCAGAUAUACCUUAUGGUUACAAAUCUGAUGUAUGGUCACUUGGUUGCUGUAUGUUUGAGAUCUUAGCACACCGCCCUGCAUUCAAAGCUGCAGAUAUGGCAUCAUUAGUCAACAAAAUAAACAGAUCUUCAAUAUCUCCAAUGCCACCAAUAUAUUCAUCAUCACUGAAGCAGAUAGUGAAGAGCAUGCUAAGGAAAAAUCCAGAACAUAGACCCACUGCUGGAGAGCUAUUGAGGCACCCAUAUUUCCAGCCUUAUCUUGCUGAAUCAUGCAGCUGCUCCCCAAUCUACCUUCCAGUGAAGCCCACCAAAAGUAACCUGGGAGACAAGCAGUCAAGAAAGCCAGGAAGUGGCAGAAAGCGAAUCAUCAAAACCAACGGAUCCAGGGAAGCAUUAGAAACCGCAGCAGAGCAAGCUGUGGAUACAAGAGACAGCUCCACAUACUUUUCAGACGUUUCAACAAUUGGAACCCAGGAUGCCUACAUUUCACAAGUAUCUGUGGAUCCUGAAGCUAGAAACAAAGAACAUCCAAACAUCGAUGCUUUAUCGCUUCAACAUACAGAGGAGAGUUUGAUGACAACUGAUCGACAGAUUGAUGAGACCAUAUUUCUUCAAGCUGUAAGAAACAGCAGCUUAGUAGAUGUUGCAGUCACCAAUGCGAUUCAGAAGCCUAAUGAGGCACCAAUACCAAACGAGGAACUGACCAUUGGAGUAGUGCAAGAGCAAAGAAAGGAGGUGAAAGCGCACUCUUGUCAAGGACCAAAACCAGGUGCAGGUGAUGUUGCCAUCGUUACAGAAGAAUCAUCACCAAAGAGCGCGAUGAAAUUGGCACAUGCAGACAGCACGCCUGCCGAGUGGGAUCAUCUGAACAUAGUACAGCAGAGAGCUGACGCACUGGAGUCUCUUCUCGAGCUUUGCGCCAAGCUGCUGAAGCAAGACAGACUUGAGGAGCUUGCUGGAGUUCUCAGACCAUUUGGGGAAGGAGCUGUGUCGUCCAGAGAGACGGCAAUAUGGCUGACAAAAAGCCUUAUGACUCCACCGAAAUUGGGAGGGUCGCCAAAGCUUACGUAGCGGAGAGAAUUGCAUAUGGCUUUGUUUGCAAGUGUGUUCUUCUGAGAGUGUAUAUAGGCUUGCUACAGUUCAUGAUUCUGUCUUACUGGAGGCUCGGGAUUCUAUUUAUCUUGAUGUAUAUGGGUUUGCAUGAGUCAAUGAGGGCAUUGUGUGAGCUAACUAUUUAUCAGAUAUUUACUGUACAAUGGCAUCUGAUGUCUGUCUGAUUCUACAAGUUUUCAAGUAAUAAUGAAAAUCACACCAAGUUCGUUUCC
This is a messenger RNA of Oryza brachyantha (malo sina), 2036 nucleotides long. Its product is annotated as serine/threonine-protein kinase Nek6. NCBI's taxonomy places the organism in Eukaryota, Viridiplantae, Streptophyta, Magnoliopsida, Poales, Poaceae. The record is from RefSeq and is a predicted model, not a curated record. Gene Ontology annotation, biological process: protein phosphorylation. Gene Ontology annotation, molecular function: protein kinase activity; ATP binding. Bases 190 to 1782 code for a protein of 530 amino acids. The transcript is spliced from 13 exons.